Messenger RNA from Aureobasidium subglaciale EXF-2481, 980 nucleotides. RefSeq lists its product as uncharacterized. Lineage: Eukaryota; Fungi; Ascomycota; Dothideomycetes; Dothideales; Saccotheciaceae. The transcript is spliced from 3 exons. Bases 104 to 820 code for a protein of 238 amino acids. The record is from RefSeq and is a predicted model, not a curated record.
UUGGACUAGCUAUAUAGUCAGCCACACAUUCGCCUAUACACAGUAGCUGAUCCUGUUGUGAAGCUUCUCUCUACAGCACACAAAGGCAUUGUAUCUUGACACGAUGCCUUCGAUCCGGUCCCUCCUGGUUGCUGGUCUCCAGGUCACUGGCCUUGCGCUGGCCGACUUUGCAGAAUACCAAGUGAACACACCAGAUGUUGGUGGAUUCAAGCAGCUGCUAGGCCACCUGCCCGAGGAGUCGAUUCACGCCGCAUUGUCUGGACACCUUGGAGGAAAGUACCAAGCCGGUGUCUUCGAGGCAGACCACAGGGCAAUGGAGCAUAUCCACAAGGACAACCCAUCGCUGGCUUCGCGUCUCAUCGAGAUUGCAAAGCACGAUGUUGCAGUCCGAGCGGAGUUGCGUAAGAGACAGGACAACAGUGCCGACAACACAACUGUUAUCGCCGUCCCAUCUACCACCUCGUCUGAAGCUGCGUCCUCGACCAGCACCGAUGCUGUCAUUGUCACCGACGCCAGCACGACUUCGGUCUCGUUGACCACCGAAACUUCGGCCCCUUCUUCGACCAUUGAAUCGUCCGUGGCUCCUUCGAGCACUACAGGAGUACCGUCCAGUCUUCAGCUACUGCAACCCGUCAGAUCGCUGCUUCUACUUCGUCCACUCCGGCUACGACUGCGUCUGGCGUCCUUGUCCCGGUCGUCGUGUCAAGCACUAACAGCCAGGGAAGCACCGUGCUCGAAACCACUUCGGCUUUCCAGCAGUCUGCAUCUGUCAGUGUCGAGCAGACUUACACCACUACAAACUCCAGAGGUGCUACCGUAACCACUUCUGCUCGCUUCCCUGGUGUUGUCGUUCUCACCACAAACUCGCGUGGCUCAACCGUCUCGACAACAUCAGCCGUUGCCAGCAUUGCUGUUGACGGUAAUGGUGAUGUUGUCUCUUCGGUUGAUGCACCUGAGGCUAGUGGCAAUACUCGCCGUAC